UGAAGGAAAAGGAUUAGACUCUUGCUUCGUUGGAAUUGAAACUUAAAUAACUCAGUUUAAUAUUCCUUUGAAAUUACUUAACUUGUGACUUAGAGAGUACACAUAGAUACCCCCCGACCAUUACAUUAAACAAUUGUACGUCCCUGUUUAUAAAAUAUGUACGUUGUCAUUUACUAUAUAACAUUUUGUUCAAUCUUAAUAUCCAACUCAGCGAUCUCACACCCACAAUGAUAUACCUUUGCCACUCGAGAUAUACCGAUUACUUGAACGUUAUCAGUUUGCUACUAAUAUUCCCUGCUUUCUGUUCGUUAGCCAUAAGCGCGCGUCAAUUUGUUCACGCGCCUUGGUCUUUCCUGUAGCUCCCGGCUAUACGUCGCAUUGAUUCGUUUUCGCUUCUAUUUCCUCAGCAGUCAGUGUAAUUAACAACAUUGGAUUUGUCAAGAUGGUUACGGUUAUUGGCGAUUUUAAAGUAAGAUUUCCUCAAGUCCCCGAUCAAGGGAACUUGGAUGAAGGUGGUCUUAUUUGCGCCUUUUGACGUUAUAUGAGAUUUUCUUAUUUCACAAGAUCUUUACUAAGCAAAUCCUUAAGACACGACCUUAAGAUUAAUCUUCAGUCGCAGUUAUGAAAUCAAAAGACAUCUGAAGACUGUUCUUGAGACGAUCUCAAGUAUAAGACUGGGCUAUGAAUAUCAUCCAUAUUUUUAUAUGAAGCAGGUCAUAUGGGAUGCAAUUUUGAGCGUGAGAAACCUAUCGUUGUAUAGGACAUAGUAGCAAAGUUCCUUUUGUCAAAUAUAAUAUGUGGAAGACAAAGAUAUUGUAAAAACAAAAGUACCUUUUCGUGUCUUUCGCGUAAUUGUUAUAGUUAAAGUAUCUUCAACUAAUUACUUUUUGACAUAAAUAGGUUAGUAUCUUUUUGUAGGGGACGUUGGUACGAAUCAAUUACUUUAUUUAAAUCUAUAUGAUUCAAUAAAAAAAACGUAUUUUGUCAUCAUAUGAUUUGCACAUGGCCAUAUACAGAGAAAAUUAUUAUACCAGAUUAUGUUUCCUUUGAAACUAUUCAUUUCUUGCCUUAAACAUUUUUUCAUACAGUGGGUAGUGUUUCAGUAAUUUGCAUAUAUUUCUUGAAAUCAAACACCCUAUAUAUAUUUUAAUGUUGGAAGUAUAGCUAGAAAGAAAAAUAUCUGUUCCUUAUACUUUUUAUUUCGUAUUUUCCAUUUAUUUCUUAUUUUCUAUCAAAUAUUAUUAUAUAUAUGUCGGGUUCUUAUUAUGAUUAGCGUUAGGGUCGUGUAACGAAUCUUCGCCUGGGUUGUUCAUCGUUGUUGUACAAUCGAGAUAGCGUUUAUUAUCACAGACAUAGAUAGUACAAGAUUGACAAGUGGCUGCGGUAACUAGACGCUAAUGACAAUGACCUUAGGUUCGAUAUGACGAAUCCACGGUCCACGAGCUAACUCUUUGUUAAACUGAGAAUAUAUUUUGAAGCACAAAGUAACAUUCGCUGUGACGCUCGGUAUAUACUGCACGUAAAGACGAUGUGUAAUUCUCCAAGGGCAUUCUCUAGGGCAUAAGAUUUUCACACUGCGCUUCUCUCUUUUCUCUCAACGGAGUCCUAGGCCAUCGUACAACGCUCGCAUACAUACUAUGAAGGGGAUACAUACUUGUGUGUGGUUGUGCUAUACGUUCCUUCACUCUCGCACGUACAAUACAAAUGUACCAUAUGUGGCUCUUAGUUUGAAAAACCUGUCUACGAAGUAGGAAAGGUGAUAAAUGAUGAAAUUUUGUCAACACUGGUAACGAGUCAACAGUUCAGUACUUUCCUCGGAAUCUUGAGGGAGAAAAAUUACCUAGAGAAAAUAAUAACAAAUUUGUUAAGUUUAUUAAUAUAUUCACAUAGUAGACCGUAGACGAUACAUUUUAUGUCUCAUGAGACAUGCGACAUGCCGCGAGACCAAGCAUAGAUUUUCAAAUUUUAUAGUUGGACAUAGAUACACAACUGUCUUGUAACUAUACUAUUAUUAUCAGUACCAGAAAUGCGUUCGGUUGCCGUCGAUCGUUUGGUAGCCGACAUAUUAUCUUUGAAGAGAACGCUUUGCAUAUAAGAAAUGAACAUCUUUUUGCCCAUUAGCAGUUGGUAGAUAAUGGUAUUAUAUCAUGAGACGUAAUUUGAUAUGCCAGUUCUGUUAGAUGGGAACACUAUCUGCUUCGCAUGUAUAUACAAGUUUCCGGUGAACCAAAAUAAGAAGAGAAACCUUUGUUUGAGUUAAUGAAUUAAAAACUAUUUGAAAGUGAUCUGUGGAACAGUAUAAUUCAGAGAGAUGAGGACGGAAGUUACAGAGUCACAACCUUUCAAAAACUUAAAAGAAUUAUUCGAUAACGUGGGUAACUUGAAACCAUGGCCAGAAAUUGGAGAACUACGAGAUUCAACUGAUUAUGUGUACAGUGGUUUAGAAAUAAGCGCAGGAAGAACGCGGUUAGAAAAAUUGGAUAGAGAAGUACAUCCGAAAACGUUGCUCUGUCAUGAUAUGAAAGGUGGCUACCUAGAAGACAGAUUUAUAUAUGGAUCAGAAUCUUAUGAUUCUUACCUAUUUUAUCACUGGAGUGUUAUUGACACUUUUGUGUAUUUUAGUCAUCAUUUCAUAACUGUGCCCCCUUUUGGAUGGAUUAAUGCAGCACAUAAUCAUGGUGUAAAAGUUCUUGGUACUGUAAUUACGGAAAGAGAAGGUAUCUGGGAUGUUAUACUUGAAUCUCAUGAAGAAGUAAGAAGAUUUGCAGAUGCACUAAUACUUGUUGCAAAAUUUUAUAAGUUUGAUGGCUGGUUAUUAAAUAUUGAAAAUACCAUUAAAAGUGAGCAAGUUAAUAAUUUAAUUUAUUUUGUAAAAUAUCUAACAGAAAAUAUUCAUGAAGCAAUUAGAAAUUCUGAAAUUAUAUGGUACGAUAGCGUAAUCAAUGAAGGAAAAUUAAAUUGGCAAAAUGAGCUUAACAGUAAAAACAUAGAUUUCUUUUUAAACUGCGAUGCCAUUUACUUGAAUUAUAACUGGACGAAAUCAAAAUUGAAAAACAGUUUGGCACUAGCAAAAACUCACAGUCGAGAUAUUCAUGAUAUAUAUGUAGGAGUUGAUGUUUGAGGUAGAGGUUGUUCUGGCGGUGGUGGAUUUAAUUCAUCAUAUGCUUUACAAAGAAUACGACACGAAGGACUUUCUGUUGCACUUUUUGGUCCAGGUUGGACUCACGAAUUUUUCGGAUCUAAGACAUUCCAAGAAGUAGAAGAUCUAUUUUGGGCACAGUUGUUUCCUUAUUUAUAUGUUCAUGUACCUAUCUACGAAGAAGAAGUAUUUAAAACAUCAUUUUGCCGUGGCAGUGGUAGCAUGUAUUAUCGCUGUGGUCAGGUAUGUCAAAUUUUGACAAACACAUUAUUUUUAACAAACUGAAUUUAUCGUAAAAGAUAUAACUUAAAAAACACGAAAUUGGCACCCUGCUGAGGGUAGCCAC
Messenger RNA from Bombus pascuorum, 3485 nucleotides. RefSeq names its product cytosolic endo-beta-N-acetylglucosaminidase-like. Gene Ontology annotation, biological process: protein deglycosylation. Lineage: Eukaryota; Metazoa; Arthropoda; Insecta; Hymenoptera; Apidae. Gene Ontology annotation, cellular component: cytoplasm. The transcript has 5 exons. Gene Ontology annotation, molecular function: mannosyl-glycoprotein endo-beta-N-acetylglucosaminidase activity. The coding region runs from base 2312 to 3121 and encodes 269 amino acids. The record is from RefSeq and is a predicted model, not a curated record.